Messenger RNA from Cyphellophora attinorum, 759 nucleotides. RefSeq lists its product as uncharacterized. The coding region runs from base 1 to 759 and encodes 252 amino acids. The record is from RefSeq and is a predicted model, not a curated record. Lineage: Eukaryota; Fungi; Ascomycota; Eurotiomycetes; Chaetothyriales; Cyphellophoraceae. The transcript has a single exon.
AUGUGCUUUGCGCUAUUGCUAGAUCGUUUCACGGUUCCCUUCACGGGCACGCUUCCACGUCCAGCAAUUCACCGCAUGACUAUCCUGGAAGAGCGGCAAUUGGCCAUUGAAGCAACUGCAUCUCGCGACAGCUUACUCGCGUGUGUCCAGCAGCUUCCUUUCGACAUUCGCCAAGUCAUCUGGCACAACCUUCCUUUCAAUGUCCGCCAUGUCGUCUGCAAAUUAUACUUCGUCACCAUGCUCGAGAAAAUCUUGUCGAGGUCACUGUCGGAAGAGGAGGCCGCUGAGGUCGAUGAAAAGCUGCAGCAGUGGUCCUGGCAGGAGCGCAAGUGGGGACGCAAGUGGAACUUCAGCAAGAGAGGACUUAUGGGGCGUAUCGAGGAGCUGUGUUGUGGCGUGUGCGAUUUCGACAUCUUUGCAGACCCUAUGGUCGAUGUUCUAGUCAAGUGGCUAGAGCAGCAAAGAGAGCCCACUGCCCGCCUGGACACCGUGGAAGACGCUGCUGAAUUUGUCAUCGAAGCGUGCGAGUAUGAGUAUGGCCCUAAACUCGACAGCACAGAUUUUCGGAUACUGGAACAUGGGCUGAAUAGCAGAAAGGCUGCAGGUGGAUUCAAUUGUCCUAUGGACGUAUGGAAUCUCGUCGUACCCAUUCACGCCAGGUAUAACAAGUAUGGCUUUAAUGAAACAAAGCAUGGAGGUCUCUGGUGGAGAUGCUACGCGAGGCUCUAUGAUGUGGACCAUGAUUAUAUCGAUUUCUGA